Coregonus clupeaformis (lake whitefish) is the source of this 2594-nucleotide messenger RNA. RefSeq names its product BEN domain-containing protein 4-like. The transcript is spliced from 6 exons. Gene Ontology annotation, molecular function: DNA binding. The record is from RefSeq and is a predicted model, not a curated record. Lineage: Eukaryota; Metazoa; Chordata; Actinopteri; Salmoniformes; Salmonidae. Bases 174 to 1844 code for a protein of 556 amino acids.
ACCACAGCGCCAAUCCCCAGACAAGGCGCCGCGUAAAAAAAAGUGAUUGUGCCAAGAGGGGAAAACUGAGCCAGACAACGAGACAGUGAGGAAAAAGAUAAGCAGUCACUAGACUGUCACACAAGGACGCGCCAGGAGCGAGCGCGUAUCGCUGCGUGUUGAAACUUGCAGUGAUGGAGGGGGAAAAGCAACCUGCCGACGAGGGUCUCUGCGGCCCAAAGAUGUGCGGUCAGCAGCGGGGUCCAUACAGCAACCUUAAAACCUUCCCAAACAGGCGGUUGGCGGGGAAGGCGCGGUUCGACAGACCCACAAUGGUCGAUAUCCCGCUGCUGGGAGACGGAGGCGGACAGAACUACAAUCAUCUCAGUCACCAUCAUCCGUAUCAGCAGCCGCAUUUGCAACAGCAGCAGCAGCUCCAUCAAACAACCCACACCAUAAGCAGCAGCAGCCAACAUCACCCGACAUCCCAGCUGCAGAGGCAACAGCACUUCCCAUGCGAUAACAGGCCCAGCAGCAGAGUCGCGACAUCUACCUCCGCAAAUGUCGGGGGUGUGGCGCCAGCAUCACUUUGCCUUCAGCAGACGGUCGGCGGCGGCACCACGGAGCACCGGGAUCCCACCUAUUUGCCUGGACGAGCCGCGCUCAACCAUGAAUCUGCUGAUUGCACUUACGGGAUAAGCUCAGAAAACCAUCUAAUCUUGGAUGCCUUCGCGCAGCAGUGUAGCCGUGUACUCACUCUCCUCAACAGUGGCCGGUUCGUGGAGCCCCAUGAUCCUCCGCCCUUCUCCCUCACCUCCCACAUCAAGCAGGAGGAAAGCUGCCUCUCUGGGUGUGGGGGGGGUCAAGUGGGUCACUGCCCCACCCUGGGCAAGCCACGGCCCAAGGAGAGCUCCACCGUCGAUCCUGAUGAGGAAGCCCAGCGCAGCCACUGGAGCCAAAAACAAACAUACGCCUUCCUGCACAUCUUCACAAAGUCCCUCCAGAACUACCUGCUCACCGGGCCCCAGCAGCCCUACCCGGACCUGAGCCUCAAGGGAGAGCGAGGCCCACCGGCCGAGUCUGGGGUGUCGCCCGGCCAUAACCUGGGGGGCUGGAGCUCCCCAGCCCCUUCAGAGUCGUAUGGCCAACCCUCGUCCACCCUGCCAGAGGAGGAAGAGGAGAGCUGCUGCCCUCGCUGUGUGGAGCUGGAGCAGGAGGUGCUGUGUCUGCAGCAGGAGAACGAAGAGCUGCGGAACAAGAUGGACCACAUACCAGCUCCCUGCCAGAAUGUGCUGGACUUCUUCAAGACUGUUCUCCAGCACCAUAACCAGUUUAUACAGCCAACGCCAGAGGAACAACUAACAAAGGAAGAAGAACGGAAAACAUAUGAGGCCAGUAAACAGCUCCUAGAGAACUACCCCCUCUUCAUCACCAACAAGCAGUGGGACGAGGCUGUCAACUCGUCCAAGAAGGACGGCCGGCGGCUGCUGCGCUACCUGAUCCGCUUCAUCUUCACCACGGAUGAGCUCAAGUACUCAUGUGGCCUGGGCAAAAGGAAGCGCUCGGUUCACUCAGGAGAGCCUGGGCCGGAGAGACGGCCCCUCAACCCCGUCAAAGUCAACUGCCUCAGAGAGUUUAUCCGAAUGCACUGUGCCUCCAACCCUGACUGGUGGAUGCCUUCCGAGGAGCAGAUCAACAAAGUGUUCAGUGAUGCUGUGGGCCAUGCGCGCCAAGGUCGGUCCGUGGGCACCUUCCUGGGCAGCAGUGGCAGCAGCACUAGCAGUCUUUACAUGGAGGCUUACGACGGGCACCUGUCACAGGAUGAAGUGUAUCUAAAGGGGUCUCACAAUGGCCUGGGUGAUUGAAGGGAGAAGGAACGAAGCAUGGCUGGGAUUCAAUCCAAGGCGAGUUAUAGAGCAGCACACUAGACAGCCGACAGUUAUCCCAGCGUUCGCGGAGCUCGCAUUCAUGGUAAACACUGCAAAUGUUGGCUCAAGCGUAAAUUACCUUUAAAAGGCACAUUGACCGCUGUUUAGUGCCUGCACUACAACACGCCUGGACUUAAUCCAAGCCAUUGUCUUCCAACAGGUGGCGUCACUCCUACGCGAUGCUAGUCCCUCGACCAAUGCAGACGAAACUCGCGCCAUCUGAUGUAAGACAAUGGGGAUGACGAGAACUGCAGAACUGUAGGCCUAGCCAACUGGCAUAGUCUCCCCGUUUAACUUGCUAAUACAUAUUUUUUUGGGGCUUAUUUUAUAGUUUGUUUUUUUAAUGUGUGGUUGCAAGUGUAAACGACAUCACACUGCUUGCUUAGCGAGUACCACUUACUCCUGAUUCGGCUCACACCAAGGCUCGAACCCAGGAUCUCUGCUUUGCUAGUACAUGUGACCGCCCUCCCGAAGCGUUUUACCAGUUGUGCCAUGCAAAAAGCUAGCUGUUCGGUGGUGCAAGUUUCACACAUCCCACAUAACUGCAGGUGGCAGUAAAUCACCAACCUUGAAUGUGUUCAGACCUUACACACUCCAGCACAGUAGGUGGUGGUAUGCACCCAUCAGUUUAUUUUCUAACUGCCUACACUCAAAUAAACAAAAAAAAAGCAAAAAAAUAAACGUCCC